GCUGCCGCGGAGGACAGAAGUUUCCUUCCCUCUUCCUGGCUGCCCUGUGUGCGCCCCUGGCCGCGCCAGCGCACGGCAGAUGCAGCGCCGGCCGAGGACCACGAUGGCGGAGGAAGGCUCGGGCUGCACCCUGCGCCGCCCGCCCUGGGUGUCCAUCCUGCGGGUUGCUUUCCUGCUGUUUCUCAUCGGCAUGGUGAUAUAUUGCUUUCUCUGCAACCAGCGCCUCUCACAGCAGCAUCAGCUCGAAUCGCCUGGGUGGGACGUCGCUGAGCUCCAGCUGAAUCAUACAGGACCACGGCAGGACUUUAGGCUGCACUGGCAGGGCGGCCCGGCUCUGGGCCGCUCCUUCAUGCAUGGACCAGAGCUGGACAAUGGGCAGCUGUGUAUCCAGCGCACUGGCAUCUAUAGGCUGCACAUCCAGGUGACUCUGACCAACUGCUCCUCCUCCACAUGGACCAGCACGCUCCACAGGGCCACCCUGUCUGUGGGCAUCUGCUCCCCCACCACCCGCAGCAUCAGCCUGCUGCGUCUCAACUUCUACCGCAGUUGCACCGUCACCUCCCAGCGUCUGACGCCCUUGGCCCAUGGGGACACUCUCUGCACCAAUCUCACUCUACCGUGGCUGCCAUCCCGAAAUUCGGAUGAGACUUUUUUUGGGGUUCAGUGGGUGCACCCCUGACCAUUGUACCUCUUGGCCCAGAUUUGUUGGGAGAGGAUAUUUUUUCUCUUUGUUUACAUUUUCUUAUAGAAUCUUUUAUUUCUUGGUGCAUACAAUAUCUAUGAUGUUGUGAUUUAUAUUAAAAAAUGUAUAUGUGAUCUUCGUCUUAUUUCUGGCACAGAGCUCCUAAAGCCCUUGGAAUUUCCUAAGUGAAGAACGCAAUAAAGAUGUCUCUUGUUAUGUUAGUGAGGUGACAUUUGGAAAGCUCCUAGGUCACCUAAGAAGGGGGGCUGGUUGCCAGGGGAAGCAACCAUGUGAUUAAAGGGUUGGAAAUUUCAGCCCCAUCCCAGACUUCCGGGGAGGGGAGACCGGCUGGAGAUUGAAUCAAUCGUCAAUGGCCAGUGAAUUAACCAAUCAUGCCUAUGUAAUGGAGCCUCCAGAAAAACCCAAAAGGACUGGGUUCAGAGAGCUUCUGGGUUGGUGAACACGUGGAGAUUUGGGGAGAGUGGCAUGCUCAGAAAGGGCAUGGGAAGCUCUGCGUCCUUUCCCCAUAACUUGCUCUAUGCAUCUCUUCUAUCUGGCUCUUCCUGAGUUAUGCCUGUUGGUGUGAGGAACCCCCACCCACACGUUGGAAUUGGCACCAGAACCAAUUUAACCUUUUUGACAGUUGAGCAGACUGAAGGAUAGCUUACUUAAGUAAGGAUAUCACCCAUUUCAUUAAGGCAGAAGAUAAAGGAUAAUAAUAUUAUAUUAUUUGUAUAGUAAAUAUUGUGGUGGGUAAAAUUUUGAAGUAUUAAUUAAUGGAGUUUUAUUUAUUAUUUAUUUAUUUACUGUCUAUUUGUGGUCUUUCCCUUAUUUUCCAUCAUUUUGUUCCAGCCACAUGGUCCUUGCUGUUCCUGAGACACGCUGGGCACACUCCAGCCUCAGGGCCUUUGCACUGGCUGUUCCCUCUGCCUGAAAUAUUGUUUCCUCAGAUGGCCACAUGAUUCACUCACUCACCUCCCUCCGCCUUUGUUCCAAUAGUCACUGGUCCUUUCUGACUGCUUUACUUAAAACUGCAUUUUAAAUAAAGUGCACCUCCAACUCAGCA
Diceros bicornis minor is the source of this 1748-nucleotide messenger RNA. RefSeq names its product CD70 molecule (gene CD70). Bases 80 to 679 code for a protein of 199 amino acids. The transcript is spliced from 3 exons. NCBI's taxonomy places the organism in Eukaryota, Metazoa, Chordata, Mammalia, Perissodactyla, Rhinocerotidae. Gene Ontology annotation, cellular component: plasma membrane; extracellular exosome. The record is from RefSeq and is a predicted model, not a curated record. Gene Ontology annotation, molecular function: tumor necrosis factor receptor binding. Gene Ontology annotation, biological process: tumor necrosis factor-mediated signaling pathway; immune response.